GAGAUGGCGCAUCCUAAAAAUUCCAGUGCUACUUGGACAAUGGCGUACAAGCGUGUUGCCCAAUCAAUGAAGGCUACAUAAUGUGCGGAAGCACAACGUGCGUUUGGGGGUUUUGCUGCGAGCAGCCUGGCAAGGCAUGCGCAGGGCUCAGCCAAUGCUGCCAAAAUGGCGGUUGUUGCGACCUGUACUCGGAGGAAUGCUGUGGUGAUGUCUGUUGCACGAAACCGAGUACGUGUUGUGGGGCUGUUUGCUGCCAGUCUGGCUACGUGUGUGAGGGGGAUAGUCGCUGCGUAGCCAGUGCCACAUCGCAGGCCGUAACAACAGUGAGGGAAACUGUUGUGGCUUCAGGCGAGGCGCUCCCAAUGCAUCCUCCAUGGCAAGGUUUUGUAGGCAUCAUGAGCCUGGCGAUAAUGGUCUUGGGAUACUAGUGCAUGUUCUCUUCAUGGUCAAGCAACCCGGUGUCACGUUUGUGAGCUGGGAGUCCUAGCUAUUCGCCACUUGGAUACCUGUCGUCCUCUCCCGAAAUG
Messenger RNA from Paraphaeosphaeria sporulosa, 527 nucleotides. RefSeq lists its product as uncharacterized. The coding region runs from base 81 to 428 and encodes 115 amino acids. Lineage: Eukaryota; Fungi; Ascomycota; Dothideomycetes; Pleosporales; Didymosphaeriaceae. The transcript has 2 exons. The record is from RefSeq and is a predicted model, not a curated record.